CGUCUAUGGUUGCCUAUUUGAAUAGGAAUUAGAAAAUAUUUUCUAACUCCACUUAAAAAUAGUUCACAUCUUUUCAGAAGCUAUGAUUGACAUUAGAUCCCACCUCUAAACCACAAAUGUAUAUGUAUAUAUAAAAUAGUGGGGCUUUCCCCAUAGAAUGGUGAAAAAAUUUUAAACAGUUAAGUCAAUCUCACUAAGUCCAAUUCCAAUUGCAAUGUUAUAUUUAGCAGUUUUAUAUCUUAUUGCGACUGUUCUCGCAACAUCUCCUACUGAUGGAUAUGCUCCAGGAUAUGUUCAAUGUCCUUCUAAUUCCAAAUUAACUAGAGAUGCUACUGGACUUUCUUCAAGUGAAUCCAGUUGGGUUCAAAGUAGAAAAGAAAUUACCAAUGCUGCUUUAUCUACUUUCCUUACCAAUGCUAAUUUAACUGAUUUUGACGUUGAUAGUUUCUUAAGUUCUAAUUCUCCAACUAUUGGUUUAGCUUUCAGUGGUGGUGGUUACAGAGCUAUGUUAACUGGUGCUGGUGAAUUGGCUGCUUUAGAUUCAAGAACUAACAGUGCCAAUAGUGGUUUAAAGGGUUUAUUACAAUCUUCCACUUAUCUUGCUGGUUUAUCAGGUGGUAGUUGGUUAGUUGGUUCGGUUGCUUUAAAUGAUUUCAUUUCGGUUGAUGAAAUUAUUUCCCAAGAUACUUUAUGGAAUUUAAAUAAUUCAAUCUUAGAUCCUGAUGGAAUUGAUGUUAUUGGUAAUACAUUAUAUUGGACUGCAGUUUCAGCUGAAAUUGCUGCUAAACAAUUAGCUGGUUUCAAAGUCACUAUCACUGAUCCAUGGGCCAGAACCUUAUCUUAUCAAUUAUUAACCAACUCCAACCCAUUAGAAGGAUCAGCUUUAUGUUAUUCUGACAUUGUUAACUUGGAUUCUUUCCAAAAUCAUCAAGCUCCAUUCCCAAUUGUUGUUUCUGAUAGUAGAGCUCCAGGACAACUUCUUCUUGAUUCCAAUUCCACUAUUUUUGAGUUCAAUCCUUAUGAAUUUGGUUCUUGGGAUCCUGCCUUAUAUCAAUUCAUUCCAACUCAAUAUAUUGGAUCUGAUUUAGAUGGUGGUGUUCCAGUUAAUUCUUAUGCUUGUGUUAAAGGAUUUGAUAAUGGUGGUUUCGUUAUGGGUACAAGUUCAUCAUUAUUCAAUGAAGUUAUCUUAGAUGUUUCUCAAGUUGAUAUUCCAACUUUCUUAAGUGAUCUUCUUAGUACCUUUGUAUUAGAUCCAGUCACUGCCUUAAGUGUUGAUAUUGCUUAUUAUUCACCAAAUCCAUUUUAUGAAAGUACUAGUGGACGUGGACCAAAUAUCUUUUCUGAAAAUGGUACUCUUUAUUUAGUUGAUGGAGGUGAAGAUGGUCAAAAUAUUCCAUUAGCACCAUUAAUCCAACCAAAUAGAAAUCUUGAUGUUAUUUUCGCUCAUGACAAUUCAGCCGAUACUGAUGAAAACUGGCCUGAUGGAACUUCUUUAGUCUCAACUUAUCAAAGACAAUUCUUACCUAUUGGUAAUGGUACUCAUUUCCCAUAUGUUCCAGAUCAAAAUACUUUCCUUAACUUAAACUUAACUUCCAAACCAACAUUCUUUGGUUGUGAUGCCCAGAACUUAUCCAGUUUAACCGACAAUUAUCUUGAUGUUCCAUUAGUAGUUUAUAUUGCCAACAGACCAUUUUCUUAUUGGACUAAUACCUCAACUUAUAAGAUGGCUUAUAGUUAUGAAGAAAAAAUAGGUAUGAUUCAAAAUGGUUAUGAAAUUGAAACCAGAUUAAACACCACCCUAGAUGAAGAAUGGGCAGCUUGUGUUGGAUGUGCUAUUAUUAGAAGAUCCCAAGAAAGAGCCGGUACCGAACAAUCAGAACAAUGUCAACAAUGUUUUGCUCAAUAUUGUUGGAAUGGAGAUAUUUACACUGGUGACGCACUCGGUGAAAACUAUUCCAAUGAUGGUUUAACUUCUGGAACUGAAUAUUAUAACUCUACCAAUGUGGCUGGUAUCAGUGAUGGAGGUCUCGAUUUAUUCAAAAAGAAGAGAUCAACCAUCAACUAAUUAGAAUUUUAGAUUUGGGUUAUGAAUGAUUUUUUGAUUGUUUUUUUGCAGCAAAAAUGAAAAAAAAUAUAUAAUAAACAAUUUAGAGUAGAGAGAAAAUAAAAGUUUUAAAAAUGAAAAAUUGGUCUUUUUUUUACAUCGUUAAACAUACCAAAAAUAAAUAUGAUUUUAG
Messenger RNA from Scheffersomyces coipomensis, 2237 nucleotides. Its product is annotated as lysophospholipase. The record is from RefSeq and is a predicted model, not a curated record. Gene Ontology annotation, biological process: glycerophospholipid catabolic process. The transcript has a single exon. Gene Ontology annotation, molecular function: A2-type glycerophospholipase activity. Gene Ontology annotation, cellular component: intracellular membrane-bounded organelle; cytosol; extracellular region. The coding region runs from base 215 to 2065 and encodes 616 amino acids. NCBI's taxonomy places the organism in Eukaryota, Fungi, Ascomycota, Pichiomycetes, Serinales, Debaryomycetaceae.